CUCGUCACAGCAAUCAUAUCGAUUUCAAACCUAAUCCAAGAUAAAAAUUGAAAAAGUGAAUAAAUUGCUUAACCGAUAUUUCAUCAAUCUAAUUGUGUUUCAACAAUGGAUCUUGACACAGAUACCGAAUCUCCGAUGCUUCAUCCGGCCGCUAACUCCACCCGGAAGCUCAAGCAGUACUUCGCUGCCAUUUCCGUCUCUUUGGGGGCCCUAUGUGCCGGCACAUGCCUCGCGUGGACCUCCCCAGCCCUGGCCCAACUCUCCAUCACCGCCAACUCCACCGAGAGUUUCCACCUCACGGACUCACAAGGGGCCGCAGUCGGGGGAAUGAUCGCCAUCGGGGCCCUAAUUUCUGCAAUUCCGUCCGGUUUCCUCGCUGAUAGAUUCGGGCGAAAAAACGUGAUUUUCGUCCUUUCGCUCACUUUCCUCCUCAACUGGAUUUUGAUAAUCUUUGCACAAAAUGUGACAACGUUGAUAAUCGGGCGUAUUUUCGCCGGAAUUGGGACCGGAGCCAUUUGUGUCGUUGGGCCGAUUUACAUCGGAGAAAUCGCGGAGAAGUCAACAAGAGGGGUCUUAGGGGCCCUUAUCAACAUGUUUCUCUGUUCCGGGAUUUUACUGACCUGUGUGUUUGGCUCGUUUACCACUUGGCGAGUCUUGUCGAUGAUUCUGGCAACGGUUCCGGUGAUUUUCGGCGUGAGUUUUCUCUUCAUGCCGGAAACUCCGGUGUAUUUGGUGAAAACGAAGAACUUGGAAAAGGCCGAGAAGACUUUAAUCGAGUUCAGAGGGAGCAAUUAUGACAUCAAUACCGAAUUGAAGGAAAUCCAGAGGGAAGUGGAAGCCUCGCAACAGAAUUCGGCGAGUAUCAAGGACAUCUUCACUUCGAAAGCCAACAGAAGGGCUUUCAUGUCCGUGGUUGCAGUCCUCGCUUUCCAACAACUCUGCGGAGUCAACGCUGUUGUCUUUUACACCGUGCCAAUUUUCCAAGCUGCUGGCAGCUCGCUUCCGCCGGAUGUUGUCGGAAUUAUUAUCGCUCUUGUUCAAGUCCUCUCAGCUUACAUUUCUCUGCUAGUCAUCGAAAAGGCUAACCGGAAAUUCUACCUUAUGCUCUCCUCCGUCGGAAUGCUCCUUUUCCUCACAGCUUUGGGCAUGUAUUUUCACCUCAAAAGUCUUAAUGUGGACAUCGGCCAUCUCAGUUUUAUCCCCAUUGGGAGCGCUGUUAUGUUCAUGAUUUCUUUUUCUUUCGGUUACGGCCCCAUUCCAUGGUUGCUCAUGGGUGAGCUGUUCGCCCCCGAAAUUAAGGGUGUAGGAAAUGGGUUCGCGAUUGCAACGAAUUGGUCGUGUGCUUUUCUAGUGACUUACUUUUUCCCCAUUAUUAAAAGUGGGCUUGGGGCUCACGUUGCGUUUUAUAUUUGUGCAGGAAUCAAUGCACUUGCGACUGUUUAUGUCGGGUUUAUAGUGCCUGAAACGAGGGGCAAAACGCUGCUAGAUAUUCAACAAAUUUUAAACAAAUAACUAACUGAUUAUCAAUUCUAUUCUAUUCUCUUAAUUUUAUUUAUUUAUGACAAGGUCUCACUAGGUUAAGUUUUUGUACAAGACUGUAUAGAAUAAUAAAUAAAUUAUUUUUGUAGUUAUAAAAAUGUGUUUAUUAUUUUUUAUCUAAUAUUACUAUAAUAAUUAUACAAAAAUGGUCGCAAAUUUUAUCUAGUACGCAUUGUUGGCUGCCUAACAUGUUCUCUAAGAAGUCGAGAAUGUCUAGCGACAUCUUGUUGCGAGUUUUCGGUUCUUUUAUCACAAUUCUAACUUACAAGAAGGUUUCUAUGACCCGUAACAAUUUUGUGCAGCAAACAUUAAUUCUAUAUAAAUCAAUAUUAAAUACUUAUUUGUACCUA
Messenger RNA from Tribolium madens (black flour beetle), 1889 nucleotides. Its product is annotated as facilitated trehalose transporter Tret1-like. Gene Ontology annotation, cellular component: membrane. Bases 106 to 1512 code for a protein of 468 amino acids. The transcript has 2 exons. The record is from RefSeq and is a predicted model, not a curated record. NCBI's taxonomy places the organism in Eukaryota, Metazoa, Arthropoda, Insecta, Coleoptera, Tenebrionidae. Gene Ontology annotation, biological process: transmembrane transport; carbohydrate transport. Gene Ontology annotation, molecular function: sugar transmembrane transporter activity.